CUCGUCCAGAUUCCUGUUCACCAGCCAUGGGGCGGAAGCUGGACCUGUCGGCGCUGACGGAUGACGAAACGGAGCAUGUUCUCCAGGUGGUGCAGAGAGACUUCAACCUGCGGAAGAAGGAGGAGGAGCGGCUGAGCGAGAUGAAGCGGAGGCUGGCGGAGGAAGGCAGCAGGUGCAGCAUCCUGGCGAAGCACCCGCAGUUCGUGGCGCAGUGCUGCAUGCGCUGCUGCACGCCCUUCACCUUCCUGCUCAACCCGCGGCGGCGCUGCGGGGACUGCAAGUUCAACGUGUGCCGCGCCUGCAGCUGCUACCACAAGCGCGACAGGGCGUGGCUGUGUGGCGUGUGCCAGCAGGCCCGGCUUCUGCGGGCGCAGUCUCUCGAGUGGUUCUACAACAACGUCAAGAGUCGGUUCAAGCGCUUCGGCAGCGCCAAGGUGCUGAAAAACCUCUAUCGGAAGCACCGGCUGGAGACCGGCCCCUGUGCUGACCUUCUAGGAGGAAGCUUUAUUGAGUCCAGUCUGGAGAAUGAAGGGAGUCUUUCUGGCAGUGACUCAACUUUCUACCCGCAGUCGGAAGGACCCGGCCUGAUGGACACCCUGGCUGUGGCCUUGCGCGUGGCCGGCGAGGCCGUGGAGGAGGCCAUCUGCAGGGCGGACGCGCACGGGGACAGCCUGGAGCAGCAGGACGAGGCGCGCUACCUGCGGGAGCACCGCGCCGAGCUGACGGAGGAGCUGGCCGGCGCCAUCGUGCACAAGAGCCCCGCCGGGAACUGGGCGGCCGUGGCGGGGGGCUCGCUGCGCCCCCGGGCCGGCGCCCUGCGGGCCCUGGCGGCCGCCUGCGGCGCGCCCUCCGCCUACGACGGCCUGGCCUCCGACAGCGACGACGACCUGGGCUGGGGCCGCCCCCCGCACCCCGGGGCCACGGGCUCCGACUCCGAGACCUCCUCGGCCGGCUCGUCCCGGGAGGCGGGGCGCCGGGCCAGGCCGUCGUGGCUGCAGAGGAGGGCACCCCAAAAGCCUGCCAGCGACACAGCGCGCCCCUGGGGAGGGCUGGAUGAGAACUCGAACCCGCAGCCCCCGCGCGGGGAGACCUCGGACAGCAGCGAGCAGGAGGACGCGCGGCCCCCCGCCGACCGCAGGGCCAAGCGCUGGAGAAGGGCCUGGGGCCCCAGCGCGCAGGAGCCCGACGGAGCCGCAGCCCGGGACCCGCACGCACGCGCGGCAUCUGGUGACUUCGCAGAGACCGAUUGUCCACAUGUCCUGGCCAAGGAGUGGAGGAGCAGCGGACGCCCUGAGCUGGGCGGGAAAAUGAGCGAGGAGGAGGAGACGUCGUCGGGAGAGGAGCCGGGGUCUGGGCCCCAGACCGAGCCCCAGGGGGAAUCGGGGAGCCCGGGGGAAGGCGCAGCGGGCGACAGCAAUGGAGGUACCCGGCAUGCACCCCAUGAGCUGAAGAAGAAUGGCAGAGCCGAGAGCGGGGUGAGCUCCGAGCUGCAGCUCCUGUCGGCGGUGCUGGAGCAGAAGUGUUCCGCUGUUUCUCUCUGCAACAUCUCCACAGAAGUGCUCAAGCUCAUCAACGCCGCCGAGGCGCUCCUGGACGAGCCCACGGGCCCCACGCCACGCCCCCCCGACACGGCGCAGGGAGCCCUGCCCCGCGGGGCCGACUGUGACAGCCUGGACCGGCAGCUCACCGCCCUGGAAGGAAAUGUGUACCUAGCCGCGGGGACUGUGUACAGCCUGGAGGGCCAGCUGAGCGAGCUGGAGGACGCGGCCCGCGGCAUCCACAGCCACACCGAUGAGGCGGAGCUGGCGGAGCUGGAGGACCAGGCGGCCACGGCCGCUGCGCGCGUGCACCACGCCGAGCUGCAGAUCUCGGACAUCGAGAGCCGCAUUUCUGCGCUCACCAUCGCGGGCCUGAACAUCGCGCCGUGCGGACGCCUCACCAGAAAACGCGAGCAGAAGCAGAGCAACCCGGUCCAAACUAUAGACACGUCCAGACAGCUAAGACGGAAAUUGCCUGCUCCUCCUUUGAAAGCUGAAAAACUGGAAGCAUCGUCCAUAACCGACAUUAAAACAUUUAACCGCAAUUUUGUUCUCCAAGGCUGUUGCCCGUCAAACAGGCCUGCAGAGAUUAAAAUCACCACCCAGGACUCGGGGGAGCCCGCCGUGGAGUCGGCUGCCACACAGUGACCCGGGGAGCCUGCCGCAGGACUACUGCGUGGGCCGCACACGCCAGUGCCUUCCCUCCACGCCCGCCCGUGCCCGGGACCGUCAGCCCACCCACACGCCAGGAAAGCCAUCUCCAGCCUCAGGCCCCUGGGCCGCC
Messenger RNA from Dipodomys ordii (Ord's kangaroo rat), 2322 nucleotides. RefSeq names its product myosin VIIA and Rab interacting protein (gene Myrip). Lineage: Eukaryota; Metazoa; Chordata; Mammalia; Rodentia; Heteromyidae. Gene Ontology annotation, molecular function: actin binding; small GTPase binding; myosin binding. Gene Ontology annotation, cellular component: cortical actin cytoskeleton. Gene Ontology annotation, biological process: intracellular protein transport. The transcript has 15 exons. The record is from RefSeq and is a predicted model, not a curated record. Bases 27 to 2186 code for a protein of 719 amino acids.